This is a messenger RNA of Psilocybe cubensis, 498 nucleotides long. RefSeq lists its product as uncharacterized. The record is from RefSeq and is a predicted model, not a curated record. Lineage: Eukaryota; Fungi; Basidiomycota; Agaricomycetes; Agaricales; Agrocybaceae. The transcript is spliced from 3 exons. Bases 1 to 498 code for a protein of 165 amino acids.
AUGUUUAUGAGAGAUGGUGCUGCUUCUUCAUUGACUUUCACUCCAGCGGGGCACUUCUGGGGCACUUGUAUUCGAUGGGCUACUGUGGAAUGUACCCCAUCCUUUCCGCCCGAACGGGUGUACAAACUUGACCUUCUUCGCAUGGCCCUUACUGAAAUUGCCGACUUCCCGAACCCGAAUACAAAUGAAGGCGUACCGAAAAGGACAACAGAAGGUUCGAUUCAUUCUUCAGAGGUAUCCUACCGUCAACGAAAAUUCAUUUUGGAAUGGGUUAAUCAAUCCCCACCUCCAAGUUUCCAAGCAGAACAAUAUAGGAGCCACGGGAGCUCGGACUUGAUACGCCUCUAUGGCCAAGAGUCUGGCCCUCAGCAUUACCUGAAGGCGGAAGGAGAGCCUCCUCCGGACAGCCCUUUAAAAAUUAACCUCAUCGUUGUCACCAGCCGGAUCUUCGCGCAAUCCCAGUCGAUGCUUGAGUCGCGACGCAGACGAACAUCUUAA